Messenger RNA from Pelecanus crispus (Dalmatian pelican), 4431 nucleotides. NCBI's taxonomy places the organism in Eukaryota, Metazoa, Chordata, Aves, Pelecaniformes, Pelecanidae. The record is from RefSeq and is a predicted model, not a curated record.
CCUGGCUGCAAAGAGGUAAAUGCUGUCAACUGUAACACGAGCUGGAAAAUAACUUUGUUCAUGAAAUUCAGUAGUUAUCGAGAUGAUGUACUGAAAGGAGGAGAUGUUGUUAGGCUGUUUCAUGCAGAGCAAGAGAAGUUUCUGACCUGUGACGAAUAUGAGAAGAAACAACAUAUUUUCCUUCGUACUACAUUACGUCAGUCGGCCACUUCUGCAACAAGUUCUAAAGCACUGUGGGAAAUAGAGGUUGUCCAUCAUGACCCUUGCCGGGGAGGGGCAGGACAGUGGAAUAGCUUGUUUAGAUUUAAGCAUUUGGCAACUGGAAACUACUUAGCUGCAGAGCUUAACCCACACUAUCCAGAAGGUAGUAAUGAAGGAAAAGCUUUGCAGAGAGACGGCGACCUUCCUGCUUCAAAGAAGAAACGCCAAGCAGGGGAGAAGAUUAUGUAUACUUUGGUCUCUGUGCCACAUGGAAAUGACAUCGCAUCUCUCUUUGAACUGGAUGCCACCACUCUUCAGAGAGCUGAUUGCCUGGUUCNUAGGAAUUCGUAUGUCCGACUGAGGCAUUUAUGCACUAACACUUGGGUCACUAGUACCAGCAUUCCAAUAGACACUGAUGAAGAGAGGCCUGUGAUGUUAAAGAUUGGGACGUGCCAAACAAAAGAGGACAAAGAAGCUUUUGCCAUUGUAUCGGUUCCUCUGUCUGAGGUCAGAGACUUGGACUUUGCCAAUGAUGCAAACAAGGUUCUAGCAUCAACUGUUAAAAAGCUGGAGAAUGGAACAAUAACCCAGAAUGAAAGGAGGUUUGUAACCAAGUUACUGGAAGAUCUCAUUUUCUUUGUUGCUGAUGUGCCUAAUAACGGGCAGGAAGUUUUGGAUGUGGUCAUUACCAAGCCAAACCGUGAACGACAAAAAUUAAUGAGGGAACAAAAUAUAUUGGCUCAGAUAUUUGGCAUCCUCAAAGCUCCUUUUAAGGACAAAGGUGAAGGAUCGAUGCUGAGACUUGAAGACCUAGGUGACCAGAGAUACGCUCCUUACAAAUACAUGUUAAGGUUAUGUUACAGAGUUCUCAGACAUUCCCAACAGGACUACAGGAAGAACCAGGAAUAUAUUGCUAAGAACUUCUGUGUCAUGCAGUCCCAGAUUGGUUAUGAUAUCCUGGCAGAAGACACCAUCACAGCUUUGUUGCACAACAACAGAAAACUGCUAGAGAAACACAUCACGGCUAAAGAAAUAGAGACAUUUGUUAAUUUACUCAGGAGAAAUCGAGAGCCAAGAUUCUUGGAUUACCUAUCGGACCUGUGUGUAUCUAACACCACAGCAAUACCAGUAACUCAGGAACUCAUCUGCAAGUUUAUGCUGAGCCCAGGGAAUGCUGACAUUCUCAUUCAGACCAAGCUGGUUUCAACACAAAUGGACAAUCCCUUGGAAUGCCCAGCCAUCUCGGAUGACAUUGAUGAAGAAGAAGUGUGGCUUUACUGGAUUGACAGUAACAAGGAGCCUCAUGGCAAAGCCAUCAGGCAUCUGGCUCAGGAGGCAAAGGAGGGCACAAAAGCAGAUUUAGAAGUUCUUACUUACUACAGGUACCAACUGAACCUCUUUGCGCGAAUGUGCCUGGACCGCCAAUAUCUAGCUAUCAACCAGAUUUCUGCACAGCUGUCAGUAGACUUGAUCCUACGAUGUAUGUCUGAUGAAAGCCUCCCUUAUGAUCUCCGGGCUUCUUUCUGUCGACUGAUGCUACACAUGCAUGUGGACAGGGAUCCUCAGGAAUCUGUGGUACCUGUCAGAUAUGCCAGAUUGUGGACUGAAAUUCCUACUAAGAUCACAAUUCAUGAGUAUGAUUCUUUCACAGACUCUUCAAGGAAUGAAAUGAAGAGGAAGUUUGCGCUAACUAUGGAAUUUGUAGAAGAGUACUUGAAAGAAGUUGUAAAUCAGCCCUUUCCUUUUGGAGACAAAGAGAAAAAUAAACUUACAUUUGAGGUGGUACAUCUGGCUCGAAACCUCAUAUACUUUGGCUUUUAUAGUUUUAGUGAGCUUCUCAGACUGACCCGGACGCUGCUGGCAAUUCUAGAUAUUGUUCAAGUUCCUAUAUCAUCAUACUUCGAAAGGUUGAGCAAGUUUCAGGAUGGAGGAAACAAUGUUAUGAGGACCAUCCAUGGUGUAGGAGAGAUGAUGACCCAAAUGGUACUGAGCAGAGGAUCUAUAUUUCCCAUCAGUGCCCCUGAUGUACAGCCAAGCAUUCACCCAAGCAAGCAAGCCAGCACCUCAGACAGUGAAGAUGUGAUCGUAAUGGACACCAAAUUGAAAAUCAUUGAGAUUUUGCAGUUUAUUCUCAGUGUUAGACUGGACUAUAGAAUAUCCUACAUGCUGUCUAUCUAUAAGAGGGAGUUUGGGGAAAACAAUGAAAACGUUGAUAGCUCUACAACAUCCCCGCCUGACACACCAGGGAUUGCCUCAGCAAUUGUCCCUGAUAUAGAUGAAAUUGCAGCUCAGGCUGAAACCAUGUUUGCUGGCAGAAAGGAGAAGAAUGCGGUUCAGCUUGAUGAUGAAGGGGGCAGAACUUUUUUACGGGUCCUUAUUCACCUCAUCAUGCAUGACUACCCUCCUUUGCUUUCAGGUGCUCUGCACUUGCUAUUUAAGCACUUCAGCCAGAGAGCAGAAGUUCUACAAGCAUUUAAACAGGUUCAGUUGCUGGUGUCUAAUCAAGAUGUUGAUAACUACAAGCAAAUCAAGGCUGAUCUUGAUCAGCUACGUCUGACUGUAGAAAAAUCGGAAUUGUGGGUUGAGAAGAGCAGCAGUUAUGAGAGUGGAGAGGUGGGCGACAAUCAAACCAAAGGGGGAGAAGAGCCAAUAGAGUUUAGUAGGAAGCCAAACAGCAACAAAAGCAAUAACUACAAUAUUGUUAAAGAGAUUUUGAUUCGACUCAGCAAACUUUGUGUUCAGAAUAAAAAAUGUCGGAAUCAACAGCAGCGAUUGCUGAAAAAUAUGGGCGCCCACUUGGUAGUCUUGGACCUUCUGCAGAUACCCUAUGAAAAGAGCGAUGAAAAGAUGAAUGAAGUUAUGAAUCUAGCCCACACUUUUCUUCAGAAUUUCUGUCGAGGAAAUCCUCAGAAUCAAGUUCUCCUCCACAAAAAUCUCAACUUGUUCUUAACUCCGGGGCUCCUGGAAGCUGAAACCAUGCGGCACAUCUUCAUGAAUAAUUACCUUCUGUGUAAUGAAAUUAGUGAGAGAGUGGUGCAGCACUUUGUGCACUGCAUUGAGACCCACGGCCGUCAUGUGGAGUACCUGCGUUUCCUGCAGACCAUUGUGAAAGCAGAUGGCAAAUACGUGAAAAAAUGCCAGGACAUGGUAAUGACAGAGCUGAUAAAUGGUGGUGAAGAUGUGUUGAUAUUCUACAAUGACAGAGCAUCAUUUCCAGUCCUACUCCAAAUGAUGUGUUCAGAGCGAGAUCGAGCAGACGAGAGUGGACCCUUAGCGUAUCACAUCACUCUAGUGGAAUUGCUAGCAGCUUGUACAGAAGGAAAAAAUGUAUACACAGAGAUCAAGUGCAAUUCACUCCUGCCCCUGGAUGAUAUAGUGAGAGUAGUGACCCAUGAUGACUGCAUACCUGAGGUGAAAAUAGCCUAUGUUAAUUUUGUUAACCACUGUUACGUGGACACUGAAGUGGAAAUGAAAGAAAUCUAUGCCAGUAACCAUAUUUGGAAGUUAUUUGAGAACUUCCUUGUUGAUAUGGCAAGGGUUUGUAACACAACCACAGAUCGUAAACAUGCAGACACAUCUCUGGAGAAAUAUGUCACUGAGCCCGUAAUGAACAUUGUAAGUGGCUUCUUCAAUUCGCCAUUUUCAGAUAACAGCACCAGCCUCCAGACACACCAGCCUGUUUUUAUUCAGCUGCUGCAGUCUGCUUUUAGAAUUUACAACUGUACUUGGCCAAACCCAACGCAGAAAGCCUCAGUGGAGUCAUGUAUCAAGACUCUGGCUGAAGUGGCAAAGAACCGUGGGAUUGCAAUUCCAGUGGAUUUGGACAGCCAGGUCAACACCUUGUUCAUGAAGAGUCACUCUAACAUGGUGCAGAGAGCAGCCAUGGGGUGGAGAAUGUCAGCCCGCAGUGGACCUCGUUUUAAAGAAGCUCUUGGUGGACCUGCCUGGGAUUACAGGAAUAUAAUAGAAAAACUACAGGAUGUAGUGUCGUCCUUGGAGCAGCAGUUCACUCCCAUGAUGCAAGCUGAAUUCUCAGUGCUGGUUGAUGUGCUGCACAGUCCAGAACUUCUUUUUCCUGAGGGGAGUGAUGCCAGAAUAAGAUGCGGUGCUUUCAUGUCCAAGUUGAUUAAUCACACAAAGAAGCUAAUGGAGAAAGAAGAAAAGCUCUGCAUUAAAAUUCUUCAGACAUUACGAGAAAUGCUUGACAAGAAAACUAACUUUGCGGAAGAG